Malus domestica (apple) is the source of this 2186-nucleotide messenger RNA. Lineage: Eukaryota; Viridiplantae; Streptophyta; Magnoliopsida; Rosales; Rosaceae. The record is from RefSeq and is a predicted model, not a curated record.
CGCUCCAGUUCCGAUUUCAGCCACCCUGUCACUCUCUCACUAAACCAGGCGAGGUUUGCUUCUCUCCCCCUCUCUCUCUGAUUCGUUGAUUCUUCGUCCUUAGCCGAUUGAGCUCUUUAUCUUUCUCUCAAUUUUGUUUGAUUUAUGAUGAAAAUCGUGGGUUAGCUUUAAUUUUGUCUGAAUUCUGCCUUGAAUGGUUUUCAUUUUUAGGGUUUAUCAAGAAAAUUUUCCCCAAUUUAGAAUUUAAUUUGAUCGUGGCAUCCUUUAAUCUUUCCAGUGUUUUUGAGUUGGGUUAAUUUUAGAUUGGCAGGUUAAUCGAUGCAUUCAAUUCUACAUUGUUAUCAGGGAGUUUUGGUUUCAAGUUUAUAUUUUUGCUCUAAUUUGCUGCUUUUCCAAGCGUCAUUGUUAAUUUUUGUCCAGAAUUUGAUAUUAGCAACCCAAAUUCAUUGGAGAAAUAUCCGGAAAGAUUAUUGUUCCAAGCACUUGAAUUGGCCUGCAUUUUUCAAGUAUUUGAACUCUUGGAUUUUGCUGCUUAUCAGCAAAUCAACAUUGGUGCUCCUCCACGCCUAAGCUGCUAGCUCACUAUUCUUGUUUUCGAAUCUGUUGGUGAGAGUCAGUUUUCAAGUAUUUGAACUCUUGGAUUUUGCUGCUUAUGCAGAGCUGAAAACAAGGGAAAGGGAAGCCCCGUAGCAUUAGCAAAUCAACAUUGGGAGAGUCGGUUUUCUUUUGAUUAGUUCUAGCUCUGCUACGAGCCUUACCCGUUUAGCUUAUGUGGUAUUGCUGUUUUUUGUCGUCAAAUAUUUAAUUUCUUCAAUUUCUUGUUGGUAGGAUAUUUGAAGAAACAAGUGAAUCACAAAAUGCUGCAACCCCAAAUUGUUCAAUCCCCAGCUAGGCUAGCCCUAGCAAACCCCACUUCGCCCUCUCUUCCGAACCCUACGCCUCCAAAAGUCCCUUCACUGCCGCAACCCAAUCUCUCCCCAACCCUUGUCUCCCUCCUCCCGCCGCUCCCUAGAGCCCAAUCCCUUCUCGUCCAAAUGGCCUCCCUUGCCUCUAAACUCUUCCAAGUCUCUCCCAAUCGGUCACUCUGGCUCAACGCAUUUCGGGGGUCCUUCCCGACUUUUCUUCAAACUCAGUCACUUCCCCCAACUGCGCUUGAAUCUUCUCCUUCCUCCACCAAAGAGAUGCUCUCCCAAUUCACUGCCCUGCAAACCCAACUCUUUGAGGCUGAACUCCAAGAAAUUCUUCAUCUUCAGGAUGCUAAGCUGAAAAUUGCAUGCGAAGUGAAGUCCAAGGAUGCUGCACUUCUGUCCUUUUACAAGAAACUCAGGGAUGUUGAGCAGGUCCUUGAUAAUCUUGUUGAUGAUUACUCUGAUUUUACCCGCCCCAAACGGACAAAACAGGAGGAUGGUGCAGAUGAUGAUUCUUUGUGCACCACUACGGUUUCAUCUCAAUUGAAUUUGUCAAAUAUACUGUCGUAUGCCCACCGGAUAAGCUACACAACCUUUGCACCUCCAGAAUUUGGGGCUGGACAAGCUCCUCUUCGUGGGGUACUCCCACCUGCCCCACAGGACGAGCAAAUGCGCGCUUCUCAGCUGUAUGCUUUUGCAAAUCUUGAUGUGGGCUCUAAAACAGUCGAGGGGAAGGAGGAAACGAUGCAGGCAAUGUUGGAGCCCACGCCUCCUGAACCAACAAAUCAACUUCCCAACCUGGGUGCACUCCAAGGUCUGCUUCCUCCCAACAUCACAGUCCCAUCAGGUUGGAAGCCGGGGAUGCCUGUGGAAUUGCCAACCGAAUUUCCUGUGCCCCCGCCCGGAUGGAAGCCUGGGGACCCUGUGCCUCUUCCCGUUCCUAGGGUCGAGGACCAACAAUUACGGCCUAAUGCUCAUCCAGCAGUACAUAAACCACCAGCAACGAUACAGGUCCAGCAUGUUGAGCUGGAUAUUCUGGAUCCAGACGACGAUAGUGAUUAUAGCACUGAAGAUGGAAGCUCUGACGACGAUGAGUAACAGCGAGCUACUACUGCGACGCUGGAGUUUUACGGGAAUCCUUUACUGUCGCAUGAAGCCGCUUGGAUAGCAAAUUUGUUUCAAGUUGCUAAUUUUUGGUGUUUAAGCUUUAAAACUCAAAUAGCAAACUUGUUAGUCGCGUGAAGCAGAUUGCAACAUGAAUAAUUACUUAGAGCACAA